Molecule: messenger RNA, 1420 nt
Organism: Lytechinus variegatus (green sea urchin)
Lineage: Eukaryota; Metazoa; Echinodermata; Echinoidea; Temnopleuroida; Toxopneustidae
Product: acetyl-CoA acetyltransferase, cytosolic-like
Exons: 8
Coding region: 126-1316 (396 amino acids)
Biological process (GO): fatty acid beta-oxidation
Molecular function (GO): acetyl-CoA C-acetyltransferase activity
Source: RefSeq, a predicted model, not a curated record
ACUCUACAAAAACUCCGUGGCGUCAGCUGUGACUUGGUGCGAAGAACUUGCUAUCCCAGACCCAGUUUAAAGAGUGAUUUGACAUUUAGGUUUUUGUUUUACCGCACCUAAAUAUACUAGUCAUCAUGUCUGAUCCGGUUGUUUUCGUUUCUGCCGUUCGCACUCCAAUUGGCAGUCUGAAUGGAGUGUUGUCCACAGUGUCAGCCCAUGAUCUUGGAACCAUCGUUAUCAAGGAAGCCUUGCAGAGGUCAGGGGUCAGCGCCAGUGAUGUGUCAGAGGUCAUCAUGGGUCAAGUGUACACAGCAGGUCAAGGUCAGAACCCAGCCAGACAAGCCAGUGUCAAUGCAGGGAUACCAGUUGAGGUACCAGCAACUAAUGUGAACAUGCUGUGUGGCUCAGGUCUGAGGACUAUAGUACUAGGAGCACAGGCCAUCAUGUGUGGGGACUCAACCAUUGUGGUGGCAGGGGGGCAAGAAAGCAUGAGUCAGGCACCCCAUGCUGCACACCUUCGUAGUGGAAUGGCAUUCGGUGACAAACCAUUGGUAGAUUUGUUAGUGAACGAUGGACUGAUGGAUGCCUUCAAUAAUUACCACAUGGGAAUUACAGCUGAAAACCUUGCCAAGAAGUGGGAAAUCACCCGAGAGCAGCAAGACCAGUUUGCUCUUCAGUCGCAACUCAAAGCGGAGAAGGCCCAGACGGAAGGCAUCUUUGCAACAGAGAUCAUCCCCGUCCCGGUCAAGAGCCGCAAGACCACUGUAGAGGUCAGUGUGGACGAGCAUCCGAGGAAAGGGUCAACCAUCGAGGGGAUGGCUAAACUCAGAUCAUGUUUCAUCAAGGAUGCUACGGGAACCGUUACGGCAGGAAACGCAUCCGGAAUCAAUGAUGGAGCAGCAGCAGUGGUCCUCAUGAAGCUCUCGGAGGCCCAGAAAAGGGGUGUGGCACCCUUAGCGAGGAUAGUCUCAUGGGGCCAGGCUGGGGUGGAUCCCGCUAUCAUGGGGUCGGGUCCCAUCCCCGCUAUCAAGAAAGCGCUUGGGAGUGCAGGAUGGUCUAUUGGUGAUGUUGAUCUAUUUGAACUGAAUGAAGCCUUUGCUGCACAGUCUCUCACCGUCACAAAGGAGCUUGGGAUAGAUACUUCUAAGGUCAAUAUCUACGGCGGUGCCAUAGCCCUGGGCCACCCGUUGGCGGUGUCGGGUACCCGUAUCAUGGUCACCCUCCUCAACGGCAUGAAAAGGACCGGCGCCAAGAAGGGUCUCGCUGCUCUCUGCAUAGGGGGAGGAACUACUUUGGGCAUUGCAAUGUGUGUCGAAACCUUGUAGUCUAACAAAAUACCAUUCCAAACCAGGACCCCUGUCUUACAAAGACUUAUGAUUGAUCCACUCAGUCAUAACUCUAUGGAAAUCAAUUUCAUAAUUUUUUCUUC